Pichia membranifaciens NRRL Y-2026 is the source of this 569-nucleotide messenger RNA. RefSeq lists its product as hypothetical. The record is from RefSeq and is a predicted model, not a curated record. The coding region runs from base 35 to 475 and encodes 146 amino acids. The transcript has 3 exons. Lineage: Eukaryota; Fungi; Ascomycota; Pichiomycetes; Pichiales; Pichiaceae.
GUGCAGAAGAUGGUCCAGCCGAUGGAACCAACGGAUGGAGCUGAAGAUGGAACCGACGAUGGUGCAGAAGAUGGUGCUGACGAUGGAGCUGAAGAUGGUGCAGAAGAUGGUGCAGAAGAUGGUGCUGACGAUGGUGCUGACGAUGGUGCAGAAGAUGGUCCAGCCGAUGGAACCAACGAUGGAACCGACGAUGGUGCUGACGAUGGUGCUGACGAUGGAACCGACGGAUGGUGCAGAAGAUGGUGCAGAAGAUGGAACCGACGAUGGAACCGACGAUGGUGCUGACGAUGGAGCUGAAGAUGGUGCAGAAGAUGAUCUCUUCGAUGGAACCGACGAUAUGUUCUUGGAUGGCGCUGAAGAUGGUGCAGACGAUAUUUUGUUCGAUGAAACAGUAAAUAAUAUCGACGAUGACGACACCAAGUUGCAAGACGGGCCCGGUGUGCUGACGAUAACACUAACAGUGGUCUUCAUGUAGUCGUCAGAGUUGUCGGAAUCAUCAGCAACAAAAUUCAUAGGUUGCACCUCCACAGUGUAUGUACCAGUGGCUAGUACACAAUCCGUUGCGGGAA